CACGUGACCCAGGUUGAUGGUACAAACACGAUCGUGCACUUUGGAGCGUGUGACCAUCAGAUAGCUGUUUCGCCAUGGCCAACGUCUUCCUGGUUUGUGUGUUGCUGUUCCACUUUCAGCGGAUCCUCGCAGGUCCGGUGUUCCUGUCCGGCAGCACGGCCCACGUGGUGCUGAGCAGAGCCAAACGUGGGAACAGCGGCGUGUUUGAGGAGCUGUGGGAGGGCAACUUGGAGAGAGAAUGCUACGAGGAGAAGUGUGACGCGGAGGAGAUCAGGGAGGUCUUUGAGAAUUCCCAAUUGGCCGAGAACUUCUGGGCUUCGUAUGCAGGACGUGGCAGCCAGUGCUUGCAGGAUCCCUGUCAGAACCAGGGAACCUGCAAAGACCAAGGCGACUCCUACAUCUGCUCAUGUCCAGACGGUUUCAUCGGCCAGAACUGUGAGAUGGCUUUACAAGCUUUCCUGCGAAGGUGCGACUUCAACAAUGGACAGUGUAUGCACUUCUGCGAAGCGGGGGCGACCGGAAUCACGUGUUCCUGCGCUCCAGGAUAUAAGCUGGAUGAAGAUGGGCUGGGAUGCCAGCCAGAAGCCGAGUUUCCGUGUGGAAUGACCGCCCGGAGAGCUAUGAUGAGAGUCACCAGGUCUGUGGGCGGCACCAUCGACACGCCUGUGCGCCACAACAAUGCGACUCCUACGAUGACGACGACCCCAGCUACCGCCUCCACGGAGGCCCCCCGAGGACAUAAUGGCUCCGUGGAAAAUCAUCCCCCGUGGAAUCAGCGUGUCAUUGACACGCUUAAGAAGAAAAUCCCGAUGGUCCGCAAACGCAUCAUUGGCGGUCAUGACGUCCGUCCUGGAGAUAUCCCCUGGCAGGUAGCCUUGGUAUACAGUGACGACGGGAGAGUAUUCUGCGGGGGGUCCAUCCUGAGCGAGCGAUGGGUCAUCACCGCAGCCCACUGCCUGGCUCAGGCCGAGGGCCCCUUCUUCGUUAGAGUGGGGGAGCACCAGAUUUCAAUCCCUGAAGGACAUGAGCAGGAUCUCCAAGUAUCCGAGCAGCACAUUUACCCCUUCUACAACCCCCAAGUGAGUCUUGUCAAUCACGACCUGGCCCUGCUCCACCUCGACAAAGCCAUCAUCUACUCUCGAACGGUGCGGCCCAUCUGCAUCGGGCCCCAGGACUUCACAGAGGCCCUGGUGCAGAGCUCCUCCCCGGCCACGGUCAGCGGCUGGGGCAUUACCCAAACGGCCAAUACAUCCGACGCGCUGAAGAAGAUCAAGGUUCCCUUCACCAACCGGCGGGACUGCAAGCUCAGCAGCGCGGACAGGAUCACGCGCUUCAUGUUCUGCGCGGGCUUCGACGACAAGGACGAGGACCCCUGCAAGGGGGACAGCGGGGGUCCCCACGCCAACAAGCGGCACGGCACGUGGUUCCUGACGGGCAUCGUCAGCUGGGGGGAAGAGUGUGCGCAGAAAGGCAAAUACGGGGUGUACACCCGCCUGUCUUUGUACUACUCUUGGAUCCACAGCAUGAUCAACAAUCUGGCCUUCAGCAUGGAGGAGCCCCAAGAAGAAGAGUAGUCACCCGCACCUUUGUCCAAAAAGGUUAUAAGGGAACAGCAUGUGCAGCGUUGCGUUUUGUUGACUUUUUUCAAAUAAAAU
Messenger RNA from Doryrhamphus excisus (bluestripe pipefish), 1655 nucleotides. RefSeq names its product coagulation factor IXa (gene f9a). The record is from RefSeq and is a predicted model, not a curated record. Gene Ontology annotation, biological process: proteolysis; blood coagulation. Gene Ontology annotation, molecular function: calcium ion binding; serine-type endopeptidase activity. Gene Ontology annotation, cellular component: extracellular region. NCBI's taxonomy places the organism in Eukaryota, Metazoa, Chordata, Actinopteri, Syngnathiformes, Syngnathidae.